CGUUUUCAUGUGGCAGUGUUCCCCAUAAAUAAAAGCAAUUAGCAUGAGGUUGUGAGUGUUUGAAUGCAUACACUCAUGAAGGUGCGGAAUCCGUAUAGUUCUUUUACUUCAAGGUUAAGUCACCGUACUUGUAGGAAUGUCGUCGUUUAAUGCUGGUCCUGCGGCGUCUGGCGUUGCACCUGUGGAGCUCACUGCGAGCAAAAUUCGCGAGUUGAUGGCAAAUGCGCAGAGAACAAUCGCUCAGCGCAAAGUAGAACUUGGUCUGGCCGAAAACGGUGCAGCCAAUGGGUUGAAUUUUCCAUCAGGUGUGAUUCCUGAUACAGAAACUAUUGACAAAAUGAGAAGAGCGGCCCAGCUGCAAGCUCAGAUAGCAGCCCGUCUGAAUACCGGGAUCCUCAGUAGUCAAACAGUCAACAAUGAAACCAGGAAGUCGAAGGACAUUCCCAAUGUAAUUUUUGACGAGGAAGGUAAAACUAUCGAUGCAGCUACAGGAGAAGAGAUACAGCUAACUCAUUAUACACCUACUCUUAAAGCCAACCUUAGAGCGAAGCGAGCUCAGCAGUUCAAAGAAGUUCUUCAAACUACGGCCGAAAAAAAACCGCGGAAAUCAUCAGUGUCAACAGCGUAUUUUGAUCCUCGACUUAGGGUUAAAGCUGCUGCGCGACCUAAGCGAGCACUUAAUUUUCACGAACCAGGAAAAUUUGUCAAGAUGGCACAACGAAUGCGCACUAAGCACCAACUAGAGCUUUUGCAGGAAUCUGUAGCUCAUGCCGUCAGAAAGACAGGUAUAGCCAGUGCGGCCAAGCUGUCAACUAUUCAACCGAAGCAUUCGGUCGAUGAGACUGACCUUCCUGCAUUGGAAUGGUGGGAUGCCUAUAUUUUAAAGGAAGGUGUGACCAGUUAUUCAACUUUGGAUGAGCUUGCGAUACAUGGGCUUCCUGUUUCUGCCGCCAUAAAUAAAUCAUGGAUAACAAGUCUAGUUGAACAUCCGGUAAAACUGAAGCCCCCAACUGAUCUGUCUAAGCCACCAGAAAUACCUCUGCUCCUAACGAAAAAAGAGCGUAAGAAGUUGAGGCGUCAAAACCGCCAGGAGGCUCAAAGGGAAAGACAAGAAAAAGUCAGACUUGGAUUAAUGCCACCUCCCGAACCGAAGGUUCGCCUGGCAAACUUAAUGAGGGUUCUGGGUUCAGAUGCUGUUCAAGACCCAAGUAAGGUUGAGGCGUAUGUACGAGCGCAGAUGGAAUCUCGCAAACGUGCACACGAAGCUGCUAACGCUGCUCGGAAACUGACAAAAGAGCAAGCCCGUUAUAAACGCAUAAAGAAAAUCCGGGAAGACACUAGUCAUGUAGUUCACGUAGCGGUUUAUAGGGUGAAAGAUUUUUCUAAUCCAUCUCAUCGAUUCAAGGUGGAAACUAACGCUAACCAGUUGCUCAUGUCGGGACUUGUCGCACUACAUAGCGAUUGCAAUGUAGUAGUUGUGGAAGGUGGUCCUAAACAACAACGCAAAUUUCAGCGUCUCAUGCUUCAUCGAAUAAAGUGGCGUGAAAGUAAACGGGGAGUAAUUGCCACAACGUCUGAGUCAGAUAGUGAUCCUGGUUGUCGUUUGAUUUGGAAGUUUGUUAACUCUUCGUUUCCUAUUUUUAGCUCACUAUAGUUAAAGGUCAUGUGAUUUAAAAGGAGUUUUUAUAUCGAAAUAAUGUCAGCUUUAGGUUCACUAAAAUCAAAACAACAAUUCGAUCCUGUAUGUAAAUUGUUCUUUUUUGUAACAAUUUAUUUCAUAACUAGAAUACUCAACCUCUUUCAGAUACAUUAUUUCUGUCACUCCAUUUGAUAUGAUAAUCAGACCUAAGUGGGUUGAGCCCAUUGCCAAAUAAUGACUAGCAUUGAGCUAUUAUUCGAAAUUUAAACAGUGUUUCAGCUACUGUCAUUUCUCAGAUGGAAAACUGAAGAUUGGAUGCUUUUUAUGUAUAAGUUAAUUCUUAUGGCAAAGGGGAUUAUGUUUACUCCGUUUAAAAAUAAACAUUUUAUGUGGGUAUAGAAAGACGACAUGCAUUUCUUGUUGAUUCAUGGACUAACACGAAGAAUCAGUUUCGAACUACUGGUGUAACGACAGAAGACUGUUUAUUGAGAAAAUCAAGAGAUAUUUAUAGAUUUUUAUGUACAUAAUUGUCAGUGGAGAAGCAACGUCUUCUGAUUAGUUUUUCUCUUGCUGAAGGUUAUUCUGUACUGCUUGUGGCCGUUUCUCAGAAAGUUAAGCCACAUAUUUGCGGGUCCUAUUUGCACACAUUAAGUCUGCUGUGAUUGGUUGGUCAGUUCCUCAGGGUUAAGCUUUGUUGUCGUUGUUCUCAUGACCCUGAUUCCGGACGUAAAGUGAUGUUUAAAAUGUUGGCUUGUUCGCAGCCAGUUCUCACCACACUCGGAGAUAUAUAUGUAAUUCAAAACAUGAAAUGUUUGAGUUUUAUUUGUAAUUUCAUUUGAUUAUCGCAGUCGUGUUUACUUGUAAUAACGUUCUACUGGUGUGUUAAAGUGGUUAGAUUUUCCCAGGGAUAAUUAACAUUUACAGCUAUAUUUGUUUUGUGUUAUUCUAUGGAGUUGUGAAGCAGAUUUCGUUACUGACUCUCACCUAUCAAAACACCACAAAGUGGGGGGGGGGGAGAGGACCUCGAUAACUGUGUCCUUCUAGUUAAGCGCUUAGCAUUUCAAACUUACCAUCCUGGAAUCUUCACUUUGUGAGGUGGGCAUAUUUUUUAUUCUUCCACUUGACUAAAGUUCAGUAGUCUAUCAUGAGUCCCAAAAUAAGAUGAAACAUCUGUCAGAUGCUGCUUGACUUGCAAUACUUUAACUGAUGUCGAUGUAAGACUAUCCAACUAUAUAUAUAGUUCUUAUUUGAUCAUAUGCUAAUAACUUAUUUGCGUGUUAUUUUUCAGGGUACGGUCAAACAGCGUGCAUUUGACAAGAUACAAUUCAAAGCAUGUCCUACAGAACUGUAUGCACGUGAACAAUUUCGCAAGCGUGAUGUGGAACACUACUGGGAUCUAGCGUAUAGUGGCGCUGUUUUAGAAACUCUCGACGUAUAAAAUCUUUCAAGCCUUUUUUAGUGUGUUAAAAAAUAACUUAAUAAAUUUAUAUUUCAGAUGUAAAUACAAGUGUAUAUCUUUUUCAGAGUUUUAUUGAAUCACUAUAUUAAACAACAUAAUAUUGUACAAAAUGUUUUGUUUUUUCAAUAGGUAUCAAUAUGCUUUUAAAACGAGUAAGGUGUUCAGUGUUACAGUUAGAGGCCGAUUACCUUUUGUUAUGUUUCAGUUGUUCUUCCUGUUAUUUUGUUUACUAAUGUUAGAUCUCUGUACCCUUUUUCUAAUUUCUAGUUUAUUGAGAUGUCAAUUUUUCAACUGUUUGAUUUCAGCUUUUUUUGUGUGUUUACGCACAUCUUGGCUCACGAAGUUUUGUACUGUAUCAGUUUGGCUUAAGUCAGUGAGACUUGGAGUUUCCGGAAACAUUGAUCUGUGGAGAGUUCACAUGCAUGAAUUGAGUAUGAAAGCGAGUGUGACACUUAAACAAAAUUCUUGGUUGUGUGCACUUAGUUAUUUCAGAGUUAGUGUGAAAUACUGUAUGUGUAUAGGUUAUAUCUUUAAUGAUAUGCGGUCUGUCUUUCAUAGUAAUCGCAUAACAUCUCAGUUUAUUUAUACGCUAUUGGAACAUGUACCUGUGUAUGCAAGAAGCCGUAUUUUCUGUAUAAAUAAGUACCUCACUCCAACGUGUCAUUUGAAUCGUGUUCAUUUUUAAACUACCGGUGCGAAAAAGAGAACGCCACAUUUUGUAAUGAAUUAAUUCUUUAAUAUACUUGACUUUUGUCCAGCAGCUCACGGUCUCAGAUGGCGCUGUGCCUAUCGUUUCUAAAGUAGUCAUGUGUUAUCAUCAGUCCUCACAUAAUAAAU
Molecule: messenger RNA, 3935 nt
Organism: Trichobilharzia szidati
Lineage: Eukaryota; Metazoa; Platyhelminthes; Trematoda; Strigeidida; Schistosomatidae
Source: the annotation of a GenBank genome assembly